Molecule: messenger RNA, 5342 nt
Organism: Astyanax mexicanus (Mexican tetra)
Lineage: Eukaryota; Metazoa; Chordata; Actinopteri; Characiformes; Acestrorhamphidae
Gene: slc4a4a
Product: solute carrier family 4 member 4a
Exons: 26
Coding region: 126-3539 (1137 amino acids)
Biological process (GO): regulation of intracellular pH; transmembrane transport; monoatomic anion transport
Cellular component (GO): basolateral plasma membrane; plasma membrane
Molecular function (GO): monoatomic anion transmembrane transporter activity; sodium:bicarbonate symporter activity; solute:inorganic anion antiporter activity
Source: RefSeq, a predicted model, not a curated record
ACCUUGGUUAAAUGUGUGUUAGGCCCAAGCAGUGGUCGGGCUCUCUGAGGGAUCUGAGGGGACUGUGGACUGUGUGGGUCUUGGAGCAGCUCCUUCAGCUUUGCUGGAAGACAACAGGCUGAAAAAUGAUUGGUGGGAAGAACAAAAUGGAGGAUGAGGCCGUGCUGGACCGAGGGGCGUCCUUUCUCAAGCACGUCUGUGAUGAGGAGGAGGUUGAAGGCCAUCACACAGUCUACAUCGGUGUGCACGUGCCCAAGAGCUACCGGCGUCGGAGGCGCCACCGCCGGCGUACCAGCCACAAGGACAGGAAGGAGAAAGUGACAGAGAAUGCCUCGGACAGGUCGGACGCUGAAAACACUGAGGAGGCCAGCAACAGCAUCCUCAAACCACUCAUUUCUCCGGCAGCUGAGCGCAUUCGUUUCAUCCUGGGUGAAGAGGAUGAUGGGCCAGCACCUCCGCAGCUCUUCACUGAGUUGGAUGAACUUCUGUCUGUGGACGGCCAGGAGAUGGAAUGGAAGGAGACAGCCAGGUGGAUCAAGUUUGAAGAAAAGGUGGAAAAAGGUGGGGAGCGAUGGAGCAAACCGCACGUAGCCACCCUUUCCUUGCACAGCCUCUUUGAACUCAGGACAUGUAUAGAGAAAGGCACCAUCUUGCUUGACCUGGAGGCCAACUCUCUGCUACAAAUAGUGGAGAUGAUCAUCGACAGUCAGAUCGAGAAUGGUCUGUUGAAGGCUGACCUGAAGGAUAUGGUCUUGUUCACCUUGCUGAGGAAGCAUCGUCAUCAGACCAAAAAAUCCAACCUGCGCACCCUGGCUGACAUUGGCAAAACGGUGUCAAGUGCAAGUAGGCUGUUUACCAACACGGAUACUGGUAAUACAGCUCGUAGUCCGCUCGAGACCUCAGUGCCUUGCCUAACAGCUCAAGCCUCUGAGGAGGAGCUGCAAGCCCCUGGAAGUCCGAGCAUGGGAUGGCUUAGUAGCCCCUCCACUCCUCAUCGGAACUUGACGUCAAGCAGCAUGAAUGACAUCUCUGACAAACCAGACAAAGAUCAGCUGAAGAACAAGUUCAUGAAGAAGCUGCCAAGAGAUGCAGAGGCCUCCAAUGUGCUGGUCGGCGAGGUGGACUUUCUGGACACUCCUUUUGUGGCCUUUGUGAGGCUGCAGCAGGCUGUUAUGCUUGGAGCUUUAACAGAAGUGCCAGUUCCAACCAGGUUCCUGUUCAUUCUCCUCGGGCCAAAAGGAAAAGGAAAGUCAUAUCAUGAAAUUGGGAGAGCAAUUGCCACCCUUAUGUCUGAUGAGGUCUUCCAUGACAUUGCAUACAAGGCCAAGGACAGACAAGACCUCCUUGCUGGUAUCGAUGAGUUCUUGGAUGAGGUCAUAGUUCUCCCUCCUGGUGAAUGGGACCCUGCCAUCAGGAUAGAACCUCCAAAGACUCUGCCAUCAUCUGACAAAAGGAAGAAUAUAUAUGCCGGAGGGGAAAACCCACAGAUGAACGGGGACACGCCUCACGAUGGAGGACAUGGAGGCGGGGGGCACGCAAUCGGGGACGAGCUGAAAAAGACGGGACGAUUCUGUGGAGGCCUUAUACUUGACAUCAAAAGGAAAGCCCCAUUCUUUGCCAGCGAUUUCUAUGACGCAAUACACAUCCAGUCUUUGUCUGCCAUUCUAUUCAUCUAUUUAGGAACAGUCACUAAUGCCAUCACGUUUGGAGGACUGCUUGGGGAUGCUACUGAAAACAUGCAGGGUGUGCUGGAGAGCUUUCUGGGCACAGCUGUUUCUGGGGCCGUCUUUUGCCUCUUGGCAGGGCAGCCUCUUACCAUCCUCAGUAGUACAGGACCUGUACUCGUCUUUGAGAGACUCCUCUUCAACUUUAGCAAGGACAACCAGUUUGACUACUUAGAGUUUCGACUGUGGAUCGGCUUGUGGUCGGCUUUCUUUUGCUUGGUCUUGGUGGCCACUGAUGCCAGCUUCUUGGUGAAGUACUUUACCCGCUUUACAGAAGAAGGUUUCUCUUCACUGAUCAGCUUCAUCUUCAUCUAUGACGCCUUCAAGAAAAUGAUAAAGCUGGCUCACUACUACCCCAUUAACUCAGACUACAAAGUUGACUACGUCACACAGUACGAAUGCAUGUGCAUGGCACCCACUUUAGUAAAUGGAUCGGAGAUGUACAACGAUCCAGUGGAUGGAUCAUCUUCCUGGUUCUACAACUACACCGAUCUACCCUUAAAUACUACCUGGUCCUCACUGUCGAAGAAGGAAUGUCUGAAGUACGGCGGCGAGUUGGUGGGCAAGGCGUGCGAAUACGUACCCGACAUCACCCUCAUGUCCUUCAUUCUGUUUUUUGGCACCUACACCUGCUCAAUGGUUCUGAAGAAGUUCAAGACCAGCCCAUUCUUCCCCACCACAGUGAGGAAGCUAAUCAGUGACUUUGCCAUUAUCUUGGCUAUCCUAAUCUUCUGCUGUGUCGACGCUUUGGUGGGAGUAGAUACACCCAAGCUUAUAGUGCCAACUGAAUUUAAGCCAACAAGUCCUCUGCGUGGCUGGUUUGUGCCACCGUUUGGGGGUAACCCCUGGUGGGUUUACCUGGCGUCGGCUCUUCCCGCUCUGCUGGUGACCAUCCUGCUUUUCAUGGACCAGCAGAUCACCGCCGUCAUCGUAAACCGCAAGGAGCACAAGCUUAAGAAAGGUGCAGGUUACCAUCUGGAUCUGUUCUGGGUGGCUAUCCUGAUGGCUGUGUGCUCCUUCAUGGGCCUGCCCUGGUAUGUAGCUGCUACCGUUAUAUCAAUAGCCCACAUUGACAGCUUGAAGAUGGAGACAGAAACCUCAGCUCCUGGAGAGCAGCCAAAAUUUUUGGGGGUCAGAGAGCAGAGAGUGACUGGUGUCUGUGUGUUCCUUCUUACGGGGCUGUCUGUCUUUAUGUCUCCCAUUCUUAAGUUCAUUCCCAUGCCUGUCCUCUAUGGAGUCUUCCUUUACAUGGGGGUUGCCUCGCUUAAUGGAGUCCAGUUCAUGGAUCGCUUACAACUGUUGCUCAUGCCGGCCAAGCACCAGCCAGAUCUGAUAUACCUGCGGCACGUGCCGCUACGCAAGGUUCACCUCUUCACCUUCAUUCAGCUGCUGUGCCUGGCCCUGCUCUGGAUCCUCAAGUCCACUGUGGCUGCCAUUAUCUUCCCAGUCAUGAUCCUGGCUUUGGUCGCUGUAAGGAAAGCCAUGGACUAUGCCUUUUCUCAGCAUGAACUCAGCUUCCUGGAUGAUGUUAUUCCAGAGAAAGACAAGAAGAAGAAGGAGGAUGAGAAGAAAAAGAAGAAGAAGAAAAGAGGAAGUUUAGACAGUGAUGUGGAAGAUGAGAGAAGGACCCUGCAUUUCUUGAACGAUAUACAUCAUGUUGAGAGCAUGGACCACUACCAGGACACCCCAAUGUCAAGUCCAGAGAGACUACCAUUAAAUGUGCCUCAGAUUAGAAUAGACAUGGACCCAGAUGACGAUGAAGACGAAAAUGGCGGCUUGUUCUGGAAGACUCGAGGGUCUGAGACGACAUUAUAGCCCCUCCUCGGUUCAUCCUUCCAGCCAAUCAGCAUCUCAUAGGAUUUCUAAUCAUUUCACGUAGUUUGUCUGUGAAACCUGAUGGCAUUAAUUGUCUUUUCUUUGGGAAAGCCAUCUCUUCAAGGGAUAUUAUUAAAGAACAUUCAUUCUGUGUCACGUCCAGUAACAGAAUGUCCAGGUUCUGGUGAAGUCUUCAUGGAUGCCAUUUAAAUCAUUUUCUUUGAUUUGUAUACAGAACAAAAUGUCACUUAUCGCUUGUCCAUCUCUGACCCGUCUUUAUUUCUGACUACUAUGCAAUUCAGUCUUCCAGAGAAAAUGCUGUAACUGUUUUUCACAACUCAUGGGGAGAAGACUGCCCCCCUCCAUCUCUGCACAUCUGUGUUGUUCCUCACCUGGUGUUUCUUUUCUUUUAAUUUGUUUUGUUUUUUAUAUAUAUAAGGAAUUACUGUAAUUGCAUUUUCCUGUAGCAGGAAAUAAUAUUUUGAUAUAUAUAUAUUUUUGUUUUGUAGCUCUACCUCUUAUUUUAGAUGGCAGGCAAUUAUGUAAAAAAAAAAUACAAAAACAAAAAAAGGGUGAUUUCUUUUUUUUUUUUCUCUGCAUGGAAUUUUAAUGUUAAUAUCUUGUCUGUCAAUUUAGUGUACCUCCUGAACAAACCACUAAAGAGAUAAGAUGUGUUAAUAAAACGCAGAACAAUAUUUGUAAUAUGAUAAUAAGUAAUACAAUAAUAUAUUGUUAUACAUAGUUGUUCUUAACUUGCUAGUAAUAUUUAAUGGAAUUGAUCCUGAUUAGCUUUACAAUCUUACAUGCAAUACAGUAUUAUGCUCAUUAUUUCUCUUCCUUCUCCAGCUAAAAAUGAAGAUGUCCAUAUUAUUGGAAUGUUAUUAUUAUUAUUAGGGUUGUAAUAAUAACUAAAUUUUAAACUCUAUAAUUACAAAUUAUAUAUAUAUGAAUUUUGCACUAUGGUUGCAUUAAUUUACUUAUAAGACAUGCUUUGUACGUGCUUUAGAUUUCUGCAACUACUUAUCACUGGUUAUCACUGCUCUUAAUAUUGUCCAGCUUUCCCCCUUAGAUCUGGUUAUCCUGCACAAAUAAAAUACCUACCUAAGUGACUUAACCAAGAACUGCAAUAAUAGGCCUGAUGUUCAUCACUGCUGUUUCGUUCUACUGUGUGCAUUAUUCCUACGAUAUCUCGUCACUGAGGUAAUGUUGUAAUGCUAUGCAGUGCUAAGUUGCUCACAAGCUUUAAUGACUUCUAGUACAGCAGUGAUGUUUCUAAACCAACACUGAAUAUGAUAAGAUCAGUGCAGCUGUAGAGAGAGACAGGUGUCAGUGUUAAAAUACCCACUAUAAGACGUGCAUGUCCUGUUCUUGGCCUACUGUAUAAGCAGCCCUACAGCCUUCCUCCUCUAUUACCCCCUAUUUACAUCCCAUGUAGGUCUUUUUCCAGAAAAAAAACAAAACAAACAAAAAAAAAAUCACUAGAUCUGUACGAAUGACACUAUACAGAUUUAAAUUUUUCAGAAUCAACUUGUUUUAACAGUGUAUAUGAAUGAAUUUUUAACUUAUAUUUUUCAACGUUGCCUAGAGCAAACCGAUGAGGAAUACUGAAGAAUGUUGCACAGGCAUGUUGGGGUAAAUUGUAGUUCAUUGAAACAUUGAAGUGAAGCUUAUAAUAAUGGUGAUAUAACAAUUUUAAAAACACAUUUCUUGUGACUUUUUAGAACACACAGCCAAUGUGAUUAUUUUAGAAUUUAUAUUUUUCAAAAGAAUUGAAUAAUAAAAAAAUAAACUGAAUUUAUUAAA